This is a messenger RNA of Cloeon dipterum, 985 nucleotides long. RefSeq lists its product as uncharacterized. Bases 149 to 892 code for a protein of 247 amino acids. The transcript has 5 exons. Lineage: Eukaryota; Metazoa; Arthropoda; Insecta; Ephemeroptera; Baetidae. The record is from RefSeq and is a predicted model, not a curated record.
CACCGACUUUGUAAACCCGCGCGCAGCUCGAGUUUCAAUCAAUCAGCUCACCUCUGUCUGUGCUAUCGGACGCAGGAUUAGAUAAGCAAAGUAUCUCAUUAUUUACAGCCUCUCAACAUUGGAAGCAGUCUUUUCUUUCAGCUGUAAGAUGACUCUGGCAAGGGCGGUUUGUUUCCUCGCACUAUGUGCACUCGCUGCAGGCCUCACUUUCAAGGGCGAGACUGGUCGUGUUGAAGAAUUUAAGAAAGCCUUUGCAUACGGAGAGGUUGUGAAAGCAACGCCAUUGCAAUAUCCCAACUUCGAAUCAAUGCCUAGCGAACAGCCGAUAAUGGGCUUCACCGUCACACUUAAGGGAGUAUCCGACGCAGUAAAAGAAACGUACAUGGUUGAAAUCAACGCCACGACCAUGAAGAUCUACGUGCCCUCAGCAAAACCGCCAUCCCCAGAGGAAAUCCGCAUCCCUGACAAUGAUGAUGUUGAAAAUAUCCGAGUUUACUUCGCUAAUGAAGAGGGAAGAAUGUUGGAAGUACGUUUCAACAGAUUCCAACAAAGUUUGGUUCGUUUGUGGAAGCAUCCUUACGGGAUGCUGCGAGAUGACGGAUCAGUUAACUUUGUAAGCACUGUGACAACGGGAGAUAGGUACUCAAUGAUCGUCAGAGUGCCAGCGGAACUAAUGCCUGCUAAUGUGACACGGGUGCACGGCGUGGUUGUCGACCCUACGCAGGAGGGUGGUUUCAAGUACUUUUCCCACUACAGGCUCUACAACUACCCCAUCGCCUAUGACUGGAACAUGAUGGUCUACCAGAUGUUCAAAGAAGUUACCAUCUACGCACUAGUACCUGAAUCCAUCAACAAGAUUUACAGCACCUGGUGGGAUGGUCUUACUAAAUAAUUUGAGAUGUAUGAGAUUUCCAUUUGUUUUCUCAAUUGCACUUAAUAUAUAGAAGUGUUCAACUGAAGCAAUAAAAACGACUUUUUUUAGUGA